Messenger RNA from Cetraspora pellucida, 429 nucleotides. NCBI's taxonomy places the organism in Eukaryota, Fungi, Glomeromycota, Glomeromycetes, Diversisporales, Gigasporaceae. The record is from the annotation of a GenBank genome assembly.
AUGUCAUAUGUAUUAGAAAAAUGGGAUGACAAGAGCAAAAGUGGAGAAACUUUCAAUAAAUUUAACUACGAAGAUAAAGAACUAUUAGAGACAGAGGGUUACCAUACAGAGGAAUCUUUAAUUGAAGAAGGUGAAUUAUACGAUAACCCAUGGGCAGAUGCUGAAAGUCCAGCCAUCUACUUAACUGUCGUAGAAGACACUCCUACCCAGGAUGCAGGACCUCCAAAAUCUUGGGAAUUCUUUUGUCAAGAGAAAGGCCUCUUUGUACAAGAUACAAAGGAGCUAGAAGAAACCUCAGUACUAACUCACAUGAUCGAUACUGGAGAUACCAAACCCAUAAAGCAAAACCUAUAUCAUAUCACCCCUAGCGAACAAGAAUUUGUUAAAAAGGAGCUAAAAGAUAUGAAGGAAAGAGGAUUAAUUAUAUGA